Messenger RNA from Hibiscus syriacus, 823 nucleotides. Its product is annotated as phosphatidylserine decarboxylase proenzyme 3-like. Gene Ontology annotation, biological process: phospholipid biosynthetic process. The record is from RefSeq and is a predicted model, not a curated record. The transcript has 8 exons. NCBI's taxonomy places the organism in Eukaryota, Viridiplantae, Streptophyta, Magnoliopsida, Malvales, Malvaceae. Bases 77 to 757 code for a protein of 226 amino acids. Gene Ontology annotation, molecular function: calcium ion binding; phosphatidylserine decarboxylase activity.
GAUCCGAUAAUUCUCCUCAAAAAGAACCUCGGAGGAAAGGAAAAGGAAGAAAAAGAGCUGAUAGAGUUGAGAGAGUAUGGGACACGGGAGCUCAAAGGACGGCGGCAGCGGCUCUUCUUCCGAUGAUGAUGCGGACGCUAAAUCCUCGCCCUCUCACAUCUCUCGUUUGAAGGAGAGAUUGCAUCGUCACCGCCUUCGUCUCCGCCGUAGACGCGGUUCUUCAUAUUCUCAGAACAAACUCCUGGCUGCUGAGGAUUUCGCUGGCAUUGCUCAUCUUACUCUUAUUAACGCGGAGAUGAAGUUUAAGGACAAGUGGCAGGCAUGUAUUUCGUUUGGGGAGCAAACGUUUAGAACAAAUGUUUCUAAUGAAACAGACAAGCCUAUCUGGAAUUGUGAAAGGAAACUUCUUUUGGAGAAAAAUGGACCUCGUCUUGCCAGAAUCUCAGUAUUUGAGAUGAACAGAUUGUCAAAAAGUAAUCUCAUAGGGUACUGUGAGAUCAAUCUACUUGACUAUCUAACGCAGGAUUCAGAUUCUGACUUCGGUACAUUCAACCUGAUUGAUCCUGGAUUAUCAAACAUGGUUGUUGGCAGUGUUUGCAUUUCCUGCAAUGUUGAGGAUCCAAUUGAAACAGAGAAAAAGUUUGCAAGACGAAUCUUAUCGAUUGUGGACUAUGAUGAAGAUGGAAAGCUUUCAUUCUCGGAGUUCUCUGAGUUAAUUAAUGCUUUUGGCAAUAAAGUGGCAGCUAGCAAGGUUUGAGCUGAUGUGGUUUAUUUGCAUCUGAUUGUUCUCUAUGAAACUUUCCCUUCCUAAAUCCAUAUGAUA